Penicillium verrucosum is the source of this 744-nucleotide messenger RNA. Its product is annotated as SNARE domain protein. The record is from RefSeq and is a predicted model, not a curated record. Gene Ontology annotation, biological process: Golgi vesicle transport. Gene Ontology annotation, cellular component: membrane. The coding region runs from base 1 to 744 and encodes 247 amino acids. Lineage: Eukaryota; Fungi; Ascomycota; Eurotiomycetes; Eurotiales; Aspergillaceae. The transcript has 4 exons.
AUGGAGCACGCCGACCCAUUCCUACAAGUCCAAGCGGACGUCGUCUCAACCCUACAAACCAGCCGACCACUCUUCUCCUCAUACCUCCGCAUCCGGUCACUAGCCAAAAGCCCAACCAACCCCGAACUCAAGCAAGCGCGCUCAGAGCUCGAAAGCACAUUAACAGAGCUAACGGCCGACCUGAACGAUCUGGUCGAAAGCGUGCGCGCAAUCGAACAAGACCCGUACCGCUAUGGACUGGAGCUAGAGGAGGUGCAGCGACGGCGCAAGCUCGUCGAUGAUGUCGGUGACGAGGUCGAGAAAAUGCACCAGGAGUUACAGCAGGCUGUUUCCAAUUCUGCUGUCGACACCCUGCCCAAUCCUACGGAGUUUGAUGCUGCGCUUGAGGAGGAGCGCGGCCGUGGCGGGGAUGAUUAUUAUGCUUCCAUGGAACAGCAGCGCCAGUAUGAGCUUAUGCAUGAGCAGGAUGAGCAGCUUGAUGGUGUUUUCCGCACUGUUGGGAAUCUCCGUCAGCAGGCUGAUGAUAUGGGUCGUGAGUUGGAGGAUCAGGCUGUCAUGAUUGAUGAGGUUGAUACGUUGGCCGACCGGAAUGAGGGUAAGUCUGCCUCCUUUAUUUUCGUCCCGUUUACUUCGUCUAUGCUGGAUUUCUACUGGGAUGGAUGGUCUGAUACAUGGUCCUCCUUUUGUAUCGCGGCACUCAUAUUCGUCCUCGUCUUAUUAUUAAUCCUCCUCAUUGCACUGUGA